CAGGGGAAGGGGCGGAGCCUGCGGGACCCGGCGGUCGGUGAGCGCCGGCUCGAGGCUGGAGCUUCUGGGCCCUGGGAGGAGGAUCUCCGCGCGACCAGGGUCGGAGGCAGACUCUGGGUUUGGGGAACAUGGGCAUUUGGGGUCACCUGAACCCAGCCUUUUGGUGGUAGGGAUGCCUGGGUGUCCUGGACACCCUGCGGGACUCGGGGCUCCUGCGGGGAAGAUGGGACGCUUCGCUGCCCAAGGAGUGGUCAGGGGGGUGCAGAAGGGCUGCGGGUGCCUUCAGGAGGUCUGCGACAGAGGGGGCCAGCUGCGCACCCCAGGAGUGGUAGUGGCCCUCCUGGGUGACAGACCUGGCUGUAUCCUCCCCCAGAGCUGCCCCACCAUGGAUCCUGAGGUGACCCUGCUGCUGCAGUGCCCUGCGGGGGGCCUGCCCCAGGAGCAGGUCCAGGCUGAGCUGAGCCCCGCCUAUGACCGUCGCCCACUGCCAGGUGGGGACGAGGCCAUCACUGCCAUCUGGGAAACCCGGCUAAAGGCCCAACCCUGGCUCUUCGACGCCCCCAAGUUUCGCCUGCACUCAGCCACCCUGGCGCCCACUGGAUCUCUGGGGCCACAGCUGCUCCUACAUCUGGGUCUUACUUCCUACCGGGACUUCCUGGGCACCAACUGGUCCAGCUCAGCUGCCUGGUUGCGACAGCAGGGGGCCACCGACUAUGGUGACACUCAGGCCUAUCUGGCGGACCCACUGGGGGUGGGCGCUGCACUAGCCACGGCUGAUGACUUUCUUGUCUUCCUGCGCCGCUCCUGGCAGGUGGCUGAGGCCACCGGGCUCGUGGAUGUGCCUGGUGGGCACCCUGAGCCUCAGGCCCUGUGCCCUGGUGACAGCCCCCAGCACCAGGACCUCGCUGGGGAAUUGGUGGUACGUGAGUUCUUUUCCAGUGUCCUUCAGGAGAUCUGUGAUGAGGUGAACCUGCCGCUGCUCACCCUGAGCCAGCCCCUGCUGUUGGGAAUCGCCCGAAACGAGACCAGUGCUGGCCGAGCCAGUGCCGAGUUCUACGUCCAGUGCAGCCUGACUUCUGAGCAGGUGAGGAAGCACUACCUGAGUGGAGGUCCCGAGGCCCACGAGUCUACAGGAAUCAUCUUUGUGGAGACACAGAACGUGCGGAGAUUGCAGGAGACGGAGAUGUGGGCUGAGCUCUGUCCCUCCGCCAAAGGCGCCAUUCUCCUCUACAACCGGGUUCAGGGAAGUCCCACCGGAGCGGCCCUAAGGUCCCCAGCCCUACUCCCACCAUUCUGAAGACAAUAAAGGACUUCAUUCA
Messenger RNA from Callithrix jacchus (white-tufted-ear marmoset), 1319 nucleotides. It is a transcript of the gene NUDT22, whose product is annotated as nudix hydrolase 22. Gene Ontology annotation, molecular function: GDP-mannose hydrolase activity. NCBI's taxonomy places the organism in Eukaryota, Metazoa, Chordata, Mammalia, Primates, Cebidae. The record is from RefSeq and is a predicted model, not a curated record.